Molecule: messenger RNA, 1419 nt
Organism: Hyaloscypha bicolor E
Lineage: Eukaryota; Fungi; Ascomycota; Leotiomycetes; Helotiales; Hyaloscyphaceae
Exons: 2
Coding region: 1-1419 (472 amino acids)
Molecular function (GO): protein binding
Source: RefSeq, a predicted model, not a curated record
AUGUCUGUCCAGAAAUGGAGCAAAGCUGUGAAUCCCGUUCUUUCAACCACUUUGGACCUCCCUCCCAGUUGCAUCGAGUUCGUCCCACGAUCCCGCGACAAGCUUCCAUGUUUCCAGACUGGAGAGUACUUUGUCGUUGGAACGUACCACCUACAGAAAGAAGCAGAAACACCUUUGACACCGGAUGUUGGUACAAAGGACAGUAAGCAGCCCGAGGCUACUGGGUCAUCUCCUCAAUCGUAUCAGGAUUCGAAGCUGCAAUCUAGGAAUGGCAGCUUGAAUCUCUUCAAGCUCACAGGGCAUAAAUUCAGAGCUCAUGGGCAGAAGCUGCGUCUCAUCCAAAGAGUGCCUUGCCCAUCUGCAGUCCUUGAUCUUCACUUCCACCCGGUGUUUGCUAGCACACUCGGAGUUGUCACGAGCACGGGCGCUAUCUUAAUCUACAAUCUGGCCGAGGAGUUGGUCACCGCAUCUCACGGAGAUGUUGGCGACAGCCCCUUCAUCUAUACGCUGAAGCAUCGGGCCACACUACAAGUAUUCUCUCCCAACACAAUCAUCACCUCUUUCGCUUGGUAUCGGGCCACCGGUGAAUCAAAUUUCAAACAGUCUUCGUCGGACUUGAUGGCAUGUACGACAUCCGACAAUUCUGUCUAUCUUGUGAGGCUGAACUGGGUCAUUGAGGACGAGGACUGUCCAGACGCAGAACAAGAUUACCAUUACCACUUCGAUAUUCUCAACAAUGGCCAGCCAAUCAACAAGCAUGACCUGGAAGCCUGGUGUUGUACUUUCAGCCCCGAAGGCACCGUCUAUUCUGGAGGUGACGAUGGCAAAAUACGGGCUACUCCACUGUACCGCGAUCCCUUCAACAGGGCGAAGGAUGUCGAACUUCAGGAAGUCUCAAGACAAACUGUAUUUUCUGGUCACGAAGCGGGCGUGACUGCUAUCCUGGUCCUGCCAUUGCCCAGCUCACCCUUGGGAUCCAUACUUCUCACCGGUAGCUAUGACGACUCCGUCCGAGUCUAUGCCGAACACGAUUUCCGACCAUACGUUGCGAAUACUAAACCAAAGGUCCUCGCAGAACUGAAGAUUGGGGGUGGUGUCUGGCGUCUGAAGUUCCUUCAAGAUUACCCCCUGUCAACUAAGAGCGACGUCAACGUCAAGUACCGAGUUCUGGCAUCGUGCAUGCAUGAAGGGGCCCGAAUUCUCGAGGUUUCUGGGAGUCAAACGGGAGAUUGGAAGAUCGAAGUAAUCGCAACCAUGAAGAUCCACGAGAGUAUGUGCUACGCUGCUGAUGUCAAGCCUCUGGCUAUGAAUCCUCCUUUGGGAUGGGGUGAGACACGCCUCUGUGUUAGUGCCAGCUUUUACGAUAAGUUGCUGUGUGCUUGGGUUUUCAAUCCGGAUGAUGUUGAGAAGCCAAAUUAG